Sebastes umbrosus (honeycomb rockfish) is the source of this 2800-nucleotide messenger RNA. It is a transcript of the gene hspa4b, whose product is annotated as heat shock protein 4b. Gene Ontology annotation, biological process: protein folding. Gene Ontology annotation, molecular function: ATP binding; ATP-dependent protein folding chaperone. The transcript is spliced from 19 exons. The record is from RefSeq and is a predicted model, not a curated record. Bases 247 to 2781 code for a protein of 844 amino acids. NCBI's taxonomy places the organism in Eukaryota, Metazoa, Chordata, Actinopteri, Perciformes, Sebastidae. Gene Ontology annotation, cellular component: cytosol; nucleus.
UUGGUCAGCGGACACAGAAGCUUCGUGAAGGCUCUUCUCUCUCUCUCAUCAGCCGGUCCACCGCAUGCUGCUACACAGCUCCAUGGAACAAGAACAAGGGUGUAUUUCCACCGUCCGCUGACUGGAAAACAAAACCCUCCACUGUAGCUGCUGCUGUCACCUUUUACCACUGAGUUAUCUAUAUCUCUGUUCUUCCUCGUGACCACUGUAACACUGUUAACCGUUACCGUCAGCUAGCUCGAGAAGAUGUCAGUUGUCGGGUUUGACGUCGGCUAUCUGAACUGCUAUGUAGCGGUAGCCAGAGCCGGGGGCAUCGAGACCGUCGCUAACGAACACACCGACCGAUGUACACCAGCAUUUGUUUCUUUUGGACCCCGGAACCGAGCGAUCGGUGCUGCUGCUAAAAGCCAGAUCGUCACAAACUGCAAGAACACAGUCCAAGGGUUCAAGCGGUUUCAUGGCAGGGCGUUUUCGGAUCCCCUUGUGCAGCGCCUCAAAAACAGUUUGGUCUAUGAUAUUGCACAAAUGCCCACAGGGACAACUGGCAUCAAGGUGAUGUACAUGGAGGAGGAGAAGGUGUUCAGCAUUGAACAGGUCACCGCCAUGCUGCUGACCAAGAUGAAGGAGACCGCGGAGCAUGCACUCAAGAAGCCUGUGGCUGACUGUGUUGUGUCUGUUCCCUGCUACUACACUGACGCUGAGAGGAGAUCAGUAGUAGAUGCUGCUCAGAUUGCUGGUCUCAACUGCCUGAGGCUCAUGAAUGAGACGACUGCAGUUGCAUUGGCUUAUGGGAUCUAUAAACAGGAUCUCCCUGCUAUCGAGGAGAAGGCCAGGAACGUGGUGUUUGUGGACCUGGGCCACUCUGGGUACCAAACAUCAGUGUGUGCCUUUAACAAGGGCAAAGUCAAGGUCCUUGCUACAGCUUGUGACCCAGAGUUGGGAGGGAAGCACUUUGACGAGGUGUUGGUGAAUCACUUCUGUGAGGAAUUUGGCAAGAAGUACAAGAUCGAUGCCAAGACAAAGCCCAGGGCUCUGGUCAGACUUUACCAGGAGUGUGAAAAACUGAAAAGAGUGAUGAGCGCCAACUCCUCCGACCUGCCACUUAACAUUGAGUGCUUCAUGAAUGACAUUGAUGUCUCUGGGAAAAUGAACAGGGGUCAGUUUGAAGAGAUGUGUGCUGAUAUGUUUGCCCGAGUUGAGGCUCCACUGCAGAGUCUGCUGGAACAAACCAAACUGAAGAAGGAUGACAUCUAUGCAGUAGAGAUCGUGGGGGGAGCUUCCAGGAUCCCAGCAGUCAAAGAGAGGAUCAGCAAAUUCUUCGGGAAGGAGCUGAACACCACACUGAAUGCUGACGAAGCUGUAGCCAGAGGAUGUGCCCUGCAGUGCGCGAUACUGUCUCCGGCCUUCAAAGUGCGUGAAUUCUCCAUCACAGACAUUGUUCCCUAUCCCAUCUCCUUGAAGUGGCAUUCUGCUGCAGAGGAAGGUCUGAGUGAUUGCGAGGUAUUUCCUGUGAACCAUGCAGCACCUUUCUCCAAAGUGCUGACCUUCUACCGGAAAGAUCCUUUUUCCUUGGAGGCCUACUACAAUAGCGCUAAUGAUCUGCCCUACCCUGAUCCCACUAUUGGUCAGUUCAUGGUCCAGAAGGUUGUCCCACAGGCAUCUGGGGAGAGCUCCAAGGUGAAAGUCAAGGUGCGAGUGAACAUCCACGGUAUCUUCAGCGUGUCCAGCGCCUCCCUGGUUGAAGUGCAGAAAUGUGAUGAGUCAGAGGAACCCAUGGAAACAGAACAGGCCAAUGAAAAAGAUGGAGAGAACAAGAUGCAGACUGAUGAGGAGGAGCAGGGUCAGGGAGAUGGUCAGAAAGAAGCAGAAGAGAAGACGCCCCGUGAGAACGAGGAGAUGGAGGUAACCCCAGAGGAGGGCAAAGGCGAGAAGAAGACCGACCAGCCCCCACAAGCCAAAAAGCCCAAAGUCAAAACAAAAGUGCUUGAUCUUCCAAUUGAAAACAGUCCACAGUGGCAGCUAGCUGAUGACAUGCUCAAUCUUUUUGUAGAAAAUGAGGGUAAGAUGAUCAUGCAGGACAAGCUGGAGAAGGAGAGGAAUGACGCUAAGAACUACGUGGAGGAGUACGUGUACGACAUGAGGGACAAACUACACGGGCUGCUGGAGAAGUUUGUCGGUGAAUCUGACAGGGAUGCCCUGUCAUUGAGGCUGGAGGAUACUGAGAACUGGCUGUAUGAAGAUGGAGAGGACCAAUCCAAACAGGUGUACAUUGACAAACUGGCAGAGUUAAAGAAACUUGGCCAGCCCAUCCAGGAGAGGUACACGGAGGCUGAAGAGAGACCUAAAUCAUUUGAGGAGUUGGGAAAACAAAUCCAGCAGUACAUGAAAUUUGUGGAAGCGUACAAAAUGAAGGAGGAGCAGUACGACCAUUUAGAUGAGGCAGAUGUCAAGAAAGUGGACAAACUGACUGGUGAUGCAAUGAUGUGGAUGAACAGCGCCAUGAACCAGCAAAGCAAACAGAGCUUGGCGGUGGAUCCCUCUGUCAAAGUAAAAGACAUUCAAGUAAAAACAAGGGAGCUGUUCAGUGCUUGUAACCCCAUUGCGACCAAGCCCAAGCCCAAGGUGGAGCUUCCCAAGGAAGACACCCCUGCAGAGCAGAACGGGCCCGUCAACGGACAGGAGAAACCCCAAGAAGAAACUGCAGACAAGGGAACAACUGAGAACACAGGCAACCCCACCUCAGAAACCACAGACAACAAGCCUGAAAUGGACCUUGAUUAAAGCAGCCUAACGCCCCCCC